AUGGCCGAAACGGAAACUAGUUUUUGGGACGAAUUAACGAGCCCCCUUAAUCUAGUGCUCAUAUUUUUCAUUGUGUACCUUCUGUACAAGAUAAUAAGGUCGCAAUUCGAGACGAUCGAGCCGGCGCGAGUUCCGCCGCCUAUGCCGAAGUUGCGUAAAGACAUGACGGUUGCCGAGUUGAAAAAAUACGACGGUACCAAUGAGGAAGGACGAGUGUUAUUAGCCGUUAAUAGCGUUAUUUUUGACGUGACUGCUGGGAAACGGUUUUAUGGGCCGGGUGGCCCAUACUCGGCUUUCGCGGGAAAAGAUGCAACCAGAGGUUUAGCAACGGGGCAGGUGGCUGCAUCAGACAAAGAAUAUGAUGACGUCAGCGACUUAGGGCCUGAUGAAGUUGCGUCUGCCAAGGAAUGGGAAGAACAAUUCAGGGAAAAAUACCACAUCGUCGGAAAGCUGUUGAAACCCGGCGAAACUCCGACCAAUUACGACGAAGAGACUGAAGAUAAAAAAUCACAGUAG
Molecule: messenger RNA, 516 nt
Organism: Leptosia nina
Lineage: Eukaryota; Metazoa; Arthropoda; Insecta; Lepidoptera; Pieridae
Source: the annotation of a GenBank genome assembly